Lolium rigidum is the source of this 1363-nucleotide messenger RNA. RefSeq names its product putative disease resistance protein At1g50180. Gene Ontology annotation, biological process: defense response to other organism. Gene Ontology annotation, molecular function: ADP binding. Lineage: Eukaryota; Viridiplantae; Streptophyta; Magnoliopsida; Poales; Poaceae. The record is from RefSeq and is a predicted model, not a curated record. The coding region runs from base 1 to 945 and encodes 314 amino acids. The transcript is spliced from 2 exons.
AUGCUCAUCACCUCUUGCUCCUAUAUAUACACGUUCCCUGAGGACUACCUCACCGACGCCGACAGGAAACGCAUCACGGACAAGAGCGUGAAGGCGUGGGUGGGCAAGCUCAGGGACGUCAUGUAUGAGGCCACUGACAUCCUGGAGCUCUGCCAGCUUGAGGCCAUGGAGCGACCGCAAGAGGGUGCCUCCAGCCGCUCAAGUUCUCUUGGAGGGUACAUGAAGAAGAAGCUGCAGGGCAGCUUCCAGCCAUUGCUGUUCUGCCUUCGGAACCCUGUGUUUGCGCACGAGACAGGCAGCCGCAUCAAGAAGCUCAACGAGGAGCUGGACACGAACCGCAAGGAUGCCACCAAGCUGAAUUUCAUCAACCUCGGCUCCUACCAGGAACGGAGCAGGCUGAAAAAUCCGAGACAUCUCAGGAACAAGACGACGUCGGGGUUCAAUAAGUCGGAAGCUGUGGGGGAGAACAUUGAGGAGGAUGCAGAGAAGCUUGUGCAGAAGCUGAUCGCCCUCGAUGGCAGAGACUUUAAGGUGGUGGCCAUCAUUGGCCAGGGCGGCAUCGGCAAGAGCCUCCUCGCCAAGAAGAUCUACGCAGGAGGCCACCAAGGAAGAGUUCAAAACCAGGAUAUGGCUGAGCAUCACUCCGCACUUCGACAAAGUGGAGCUGCUAAGGUCCCCGCCAUCACCCACGCCGGGUGGAAGCACAAUGAGGAGAAGGACGAAUCCAUCCUCGAGCAGAUCCUCACCGAGGCCCUGUCGGCGAACAAGUUCCUGCUCAUCUUGGAUGAUGUAUGGAGCGACACAGCAUGGAAAGACUUUCAGGUCCCAGUUGCUACCGCCAGUUGUACACAACCGGGGAGCCGAGUCCAGGUGACCUCUAGAAAGGAAGACGCUGUCGGAGGAUGGGAGCCUCCAGCAGCGACCAGCUCCGUGUCAGAAAACUAGAAGAUGAAGAUGCUUGGUCCUUGCUCAAGAAACAGCUACCACUGCCAGAGGUCAGUAACUCGAUCAGUGCUAAUAUAGGAACGCAGUCGAACUAAAUAAUUUGCUUUCUACGGCCUAUUAAUUUGGUAACUCUAGUAACAUUUACUCCCAAAACGCAAAAUAACCAUACCCAGUGAUAUUUUCAACAACAAUUUUUUUUAAGUAUGCUACUUUAAUGAAAAAUAAACGUUCGACAGAAAAUAUGUUCCGUGAACCGUGAUAGACUUUUUUAUCAGCUUGUUUUUAUCGAUCUACCUACAAGUCCUUACAAAUUCUAUGUUAAUUGGCGAAAUAACAGGAGUACACCAUAUGUUCUUGUUGGACCAAGUUAGGCUCAUUUGUGAUACUAAUAUCUGAUUCGUAAUACAGAAAUCGGAUC